GUCAACAGUGCCGGUCUUUGUUUCGCUGCUUUUUGGAGCUUCCUGAAUUUUCGGUUACUUCGGAGACCUUCUCCAAAAAAAAGGAUGCAGAGCAGUCUGCUGCAAAGAUGGCUCUGGAAAAGGUGGGUAGUGUGAUGGUGUGAUGCUCUUCUUUCAGUCAUACUCUUAUGGAUGAGGAAAUUGCAUGCUUAUCUCAGUUGCUAAAUCUGCUGAAGCUCAUCUACAUUCUGGGGUUGGAUGUGACGAGAAUCUAUGGGCUUGAGCCAAAAGGCAUUUUUUUAUGAGCUCACUCAUCCACGGGUUAUUGGUAGAUAUAUCAGCGAGGGCUUCAGCUUUUGUCAAAGUUUGGGAGUCAGCAGUCCUGUUGAAAGUCAGUGCUUUCUUUGGUUGGUCUUGCUUGAUAAGAUAUCCUCACAGUGGAUUAAGUGGAGAGGGAUGCCUCUACCUAACAGCUGCAGUAUGUGUUGUGCGGAUGUAGAGAUUGUGAACCAUCUCUGAAUUCAUUGCGUAUAUUUUAGGAUAGUUUAGAGGGUUGUCGUAGAAAAGUUUGGCAUUCGGUGGGUCUUCCUGGAGUUGGUGCUCGAUCUAGUGGAUGGCUGGAUGACCGAUGCUUGGGGAUCAAUUGGUAGGUUUCUGUGGAUUAUGGUAGUGGAUGCUAAAAAUCUGGUCCCUUUGGCUCAAGAGAAUGAUAGGAUUCUCAGUGGUAGAAAAAGUCAGCGAGUUUGAUUAAACUCAAUUUUUUAAUUUGCUAGUGAGGUGGGUGAAAAAUCCAACAUAAAGUUUUGAGGGUCCUCUGCUUCCUUACUGGUGUCUAGCUGUGAUGAAGUGAUUUAGUGCAAUUGGCAGAAGGUGAAAGUCGUCGGUAGCUAGAAGUUCCCCCUUGGGAAUUUUUCAAAAUCCAUUUUGAUGUGGAAUCCUGGGCCUGUUCGGGUGGGUGGUCAGCUAGGUAUCCAACCUACAACAAAUAAACUUACCAUGCAGGAAACAUGGGAUGAAUUGGUUGCCCGUCUCUCUUAUCUAUUUACGAAUGAGUUCCUUUCGACAUCUCAUCCGUUGAUUGGUCACUUCAGAGUUGCAGUUCAGAGAGAGGGUGAUUUUUAUGGUUUCGUUCCUGUUUCUGUUAUUGCUGCGUAUGAUGUUAAGCUUAAUAAUUUAUGUAAAUUUAUCAACCAAAAGGCAGAAACAAAUCCUCCCUUGAGUAUAGCACUUAUUUUAAAGGCUGCAAGACUGUCUAGUUCUAUCUGCACUUCUGAAGGAAAACUUUGGAUUUGGAAGCAGAAUCCACUCUCUCCAGAGAUCAUACAUUCAGAUUUGAAGGAGAGCAUCCAGAUUAAAGCUAUGCGUAUUCCUUGCUCAAUGGAGAAGCCUGUUGAAACCUUGACUCUUAAUGUUUCCUCCAAAGAAUAUUACUUGGAUGUCAUUGCACAAAAGCUUGGUGUUGGGGAUUGUUCUCAGGUGAUCAUUUCAAGGACUGUCAGCAAAGCUUCUUCUGAGAUGAGAUUAUAUUUUUCUGCUCCAAAGGAUUUAUAUUUGACUUCUGAUUCAUCUUUGGAGGUGCUUUCCAAUAUGAAAGAAACUGUCAAUUCCCAAUCCUUAUUCAAUGCAAGGGCUCAUUAUUUCUCUGGUCAAAAUAUUUAUGGAGAUGCACUCUUGGCAACUGUUGGAUAUACAUGGAAGUCUACGGAUCUGUUUCAUGAAGACGUAUCUCUAGCUACCUAUUACCGGAUGCUUAUUUGUAGAGUGCCUGAUGGAAACUACAAGUUAUCUAGAGAAGCAAUAGUUGCUGCAGAGUUACCUACUGCAUUCACUACACGGUCAAAUUGGAGGGGCUCCUUCCCAAGGGAACUCCUCUGCAUGUUCUGCCGUCAGCAUCGAUUAUCAGAACCAAUUUUCUCAACAGAAAAGAUAAAUCCUUCAGAACCUCCCCUGGAAAUAUCGAAAAAUUGCCAAAAGUUGAAGUUAUCGGAGUCAACUAGUGAAACCGAACAUGCAAACAGAGGAACAGGUGAUGCCAAUGAUGGGGAAUUGAGGGGACAAGGCACUUUCAAAUAUGAAGUAAGAAUAUUAUCAAAGGAACAGGAUGUUAUUAUUGAAUGUUCUAGCGAAGAUUCUUAUAGGAGACACAGUGAUGCAUAUCAGAGUGUGGCUUUAAAAGUUCUCACAUGGUUGAACAAAUAUUUUAAGGAAUUAGAUAUGCCUAUAGAGAAGCUCUCUUGUUUUGGAGUUGAUUAUGGUAUCCGUGUUAACCCCCAAAUUCUUUCUGGGGUGUUUGCAUUGUGUCCAUUUGUCCAUAAUGUUCAGCAGACAAGUGUUUUUAGGAAAUGCAGUUCACUAGGAGCUUCAGUCUCUGCGGGUGAUUCAAAUCCAAAGGAAAGUGUAGUUCCUCUUUUUAACAUUGAGGGUCCGGAUACUGGCAUGUCUCCAUCCUCAGGAUCAUUAACAUGCAUAAGCUAUUCGAUUUCUUUGGUGAGGGGAAUGGAAUAUAUUGGAGAACCUCUUGAAAGCAAGGAUGAGUUUGAGUUUGAGAUAGGGGCUGGUGCUAUAAAUCAACAGCUUGAGACAUGUGUAACUCAGAUGUCUUUGGACCAAUCUGCCCGUUUCACUACAGAACUACCUUCUAGAGACUUGAUUCUGGGUGCAUCUGGUGAAUCUGCAGAGGCUCUUUCGCUUCAAACUUUACAAGGCUGCUUCUUGGAGUACUCUGUGAAGGUUUUGCGGGUAACAGAACCCUUGGAAGACAGAAUGGAGCAGGCUCUCUUCAGCCCUCCUCUAUCGAAACAGCGCGUGGAGUACGCAGUGAGGCUCAUCAAUGAGUCUCAUGCUACUACCUUGGUUGACUUCGGUUGUGGGUCUGGUAGCUUGUUGGAUUCCUUAUUGGAGCAUCCAACUGCUUUGGAAAAGAUUGUUGGUGUUGAUAUUUCAUGGAAGAGUCUUUGCCGUGCAGCAAAGAUACUUCAUUCAAAACUGAGCAUGGAUUCCGACCCUAAAGUGCAAAGUAAGAGAAUCAGCUCUGCCAUACUGUAUGAUGGGUCAAUUACAGAUUUUGAUGCCCGGCUCUUUGGAUUUGACAUUGGGACUUGUUUAGAGGUAAUUGAGCAUAUGGAAGAGGAUCAAGCAUCUUUAUUCGGCGACGUUGUCCUGAGCUCCUUCUGCCCACAGAUUCUCAUCGUCUCGACACCCAACUACGAAUACAACCCGAUACUCCAGCGGGGCACUUCACCCAACAAAGAAGAUGACCUGGAAGAGAAAACACAGUCUCUGCCAUUCAAAUUCCGCAACCAUGACCACAAGUUUGAGUGGACCAGGGAGCAGUUCAACAGCUGGGCCUCUAACCUUGCCUCAAGGUACAAUUACAGUGUCGAGUUUGAUGGGGUCGGCGGGUCCCCCGGGGUGGAACCAGGUUUUGCCUCCCAGAUCGCUGUAUUCAGGAAGAACACGAUCCAAGCCGACUGUUUGAGGGAUGGAAAAGCAGCUGGCCAUUAUGAAGUCUUAUGGGAAUGGACUAGCAACACAUCCAGAUCUGCCCUCUGAGAAACUAAUUGAAACUAUACCGUCCUCUGCUUUCUGUUGUAAAUGGUAGGUUUAGUCCAUGGGCUUGCAAUCCCAAAUUUUCGAAGGAAAAAGAUGCAACUUAAAACA
This is a messenger RNA of Magnolia sinica, 3639 nucleotides long. RefSeq names its product small RNA 2'-O-methyltransferase. The record is from RefSeq and is a predicted model, not a curated record. Gene Ontology annotation, biological process: RNA methylation; piRNA processing; siRNA processing. Gene Ontology annotation, molecular function: RNA methyltransferase activity; O-methyltransferase activity. The coding region runs from base 907 to 3531 and encodes 874 amino acids. NCBI's taxonomy places the organism in Eukaryota, Viridiplantae, Streptophyta, Magnoliopsida, Magnoliales, Magnoliaceae. The transcript has 10 exons. Gene Ontology annotation, cellular component: nucleus; cytoplasm.